This is a messenger RNA of Sparassis crispa, 495 nucleotides long. RefSeq lists its product as hypothetical. Lineage: Eukaryota; Fungi; Basidiomycota; Agaricomycetes; Polyporales; Sparassidaceae. Bases 1 to 495 code for a protein of 164 amino acids. The record is from RefSeq and is a predicted model, not a curated record. The transcript has 3 exons.
AUGGACAAGCCUAUUCUCGACGACUCCAAGCCGGUCAGUGCAGUGACCGCCUUAGAGGCACUGAAUAAGAUCGUUCCGGAGAAGGAUCAACUGGUUGCUUUACCGUCGUGGAGUCAUCAUGCAGAGAGCUCGCAACCGGACUUCUGGCGGUCCCCCGUCAUAAUGCCUGGAGCGCACUCCGUGUUCGCGUUCGGGAAUGACAUUCGCCCUCUGCUGGCAGACGUGCGGAGGGAAUCGGGUCCUACGGGACUCUGUGUUUCUAUGGAAGAUGUCUCUCCCACCCCAGUGUGGCUGAACCCGGAGUACGAUGCGACCGUUUCGGGCAUCCGCCCUCGUAAGCAUGGCCGUAAGGGAGAGACGAAGGGUGAAGAUGGGAAUGUGAACUCAGACGGAGAAGGCACCGGGACCUCCCCAAAGAAAGGCAGGUUGCCCAAGGGUCAACCGGGACAGAAGAAGAAUGCAUCUACGUCGAACCCGCGGUCUCACCGGAAGUAA